Molecule: messenger RNA, 3320 nt
Organism: Ornithodoros turicata
Lineage: Eukaryota; Metazoa; Arthropoda; Arachnida; Ixodida; Argasidae
Product: ankyrin repeat domain-containing protein 11-like
Exons: 10
Coding region: 506-2332 (608 amino acids)
Cellular component (GO): nucleoplasm
Source: RefSeq, a predicted model, not a curated record
AUCAAAAGAGGGAGCCACGCGGGUUAGAAGCACGCUGCGACUGGCUACUUCCUUUGUGCGCACUCGCGUGUGCUCUGUAUCACGUGCACAAAACGAAUUAAAUUCAUAGAGCAAGAAGAGAAAAUAGUCAGGUCAUCUAUUCAAGUCCCCUAAAGAUGACCCAUUGAAAGUGGUGCUACUUAUACUGCAUGGUGGGGUGGACAGAUGUGAGCUGUUAUGAGGGGUUCUCCCCUCUUGGGAAGAGGUGCUGUCUCAAGUAAACUUGACUAGCUCGUUGAUCUAGAGCAGUAGGUGCGUGCCACAUGUUUUGGCUCUAAUGAAGACAAGAUGACUCUACGAUAACCUCUGCGUGCCUAGGAAAAUGUUAGAUUUUUCAAUAAUGGUCAGCUACUGUGCGUGCUAAGGAUUAUUGUUGUGCUCUCAACGUGUGCUGCUGCCAAAGACUGUUGAGGAGGGAUGACCUCUGCCUGUUAAGAAGGAGGCGACUCCAUCGCUUCCUUCUACCAUGAGAAAGAAUCUGCCACAGAACCAGACGCAGAAAGGAGUUGAGAAACCAACAUCACCCCGCCUGACACUGCGCUUUCAGUCCAUCCGGUCAAGGGAUGAGAAGAGCUCAUCCAGAGCCCAUGACCUCGCCCCAUCUGCCAGCACUGCCUCGCCCAAGUACCAGUCCUACUGUGUUACCAUGGAGGCACGUGGAGAUGUGUAUGACUUGAAUGGGAAGAAAGAUGAACUACCCACUUCCACAACAUCCUCUGCAUUGCAUGAUGAUUCAACCGCCGAAGUAGUCUCCUCAAGCAGCCCACAUUGUGCAGCAGAAUCUAGUUCUGAAGCCACAGACACUCACGAAACAUCAAGCAUGACUGCAAAUGGCUCUGCUCCCGAUCUUCAUUCCGAUGAAACAGCCACCGAGGAAUCGACGAGGAAGCGUCGUCGAAGCAGUAACGACAGCAGCAAUGGUGGUUCAUCAGCUCCAGCUAGUAAACAACGUUCUCGUGGUGAUAAAGGGCAUCCACGAGGGCCAGAAAUGGACUCGAAUGUUCCAAAGAAACGUGGGGGCACCUCCAGCUCAGACACAGAGAGUGCACAGAGCGAGGUGGAAAAUGAUGCUGACCAGGUUGCCAUGCAAGCAGAAUCAUCCAAUGGAGGAAGUGGUCAGGUUACUGCCGGUAGCUCACCAAAAGUUCCUCCACUGAAGAUAGUCCUUCCACCCAGUAGUGGUGGCAAUUUAGAAGCUGUAGAGAUAGCUGGCACAAGUGGUGGAAAAGAACGAAAAGUGUCUUCUGCAAAGCAGGCACUUCCGUAUGUUGUAAGCACGGCUGAAUCUGUGGAUGGUUCACCUGAGAGCAGCGGAGAGCCGGCUGAGAAAGAGAGGAGGAGAGAGGAAACCACCGCUGAGCGGUGCCAACGAGUGACACGCAGCAGCCAUCGUGCAGCACUUGGUCACGACGAAGAUGGGGUGAGCGAAGAAGGACAUAAUACUUCGGAUGUGCACCCUCGCAAACGGAAGCUGAGAACAAGAGAGGAGCACAGCAGCAAUGCUACUCCCAGCAGUGUGGCAGUACCACAGCAGGUUCAGCAUCAAGGGGAGGAGGCUGCGCAGCCAGCAAUGAACGGCUACCAACUAUUUCUGAACAUCCGGCGUCAGGUGCAAAAACGCAGACACUCCAUGUUUAUUGUGCACCCGAAGCCACCCCAAGGUUUCAAGGAUUAUUUGCUCAACAGGGGUUCUUACGUACUCGAAGGCAAUCCUUCUUCACGUCUCUCUGUGCCCAUAAUUCCACCACCUCAGUCACUGACUGGCACCAUGAAGGAUCUAUUUGUGGAACAGGAAAGUGAACGUUAUAAGCUUAGGUUACAGCAUCUCAUUGAAAGAGAGAAAUUGGUCCUUUCUGCUGAACAAGAGAUACUGAGAGUACAUGGCAGAGCAGCUCGUGCUAUUCAGAACCAAGCAGUACCCUUGUCUGCCUGUAGUAUUCUUCGAGACGAAGAGAUAUAUAACGUUCUAGAACCUGAACAGCUCUGUACAAGAAGCCCAGAGUUUAUAGCUGAUAAAAAGGAAGACAGAGACAAAAACGUUCGUUCAAGGUAUAAUGGUCGUCUCUUUUUGUCCUGGCUUCAAGAUGUGGAUGACAAAUGGGAGAAGAUAAAGGAAAGCAUGCUUCUUCGACACCACAAUGAAGCGGAGUCCUUGCAUGCAGUACAAAAGCUAGAUUGGGAAUGGAAGAUGAAAGAGCUCGGUCUCUGCGAUGUACGCACGGCACCUGUUAUUGACGACAUCUGCGUGCCCAUGGUGCACGUUAGUGACGACUUCGACCUUUUACCAGCAUGACAUAAGGCUCGAGCGUCACCUUCAGCAGAAGGGCGGCUAUAGGGCCCACUACCUUGCAGUGCCACUAAGUUUACUUAAAUACUUCAGGAGAUCCAGUGCGAAGCACAGGCCAGAUUUUUUUUUUUUUUUUCUUUUUUGACCUUACUGAAAUAUUAGCAGAACGUCAGCAUCUCAGGCAUGUGUGGGCAAUUAGUGCUCUGUAUGGUGGAGGAGCAGUCUGGCACUGUUCAGUGAAGGAGCGUUUGUGGUUGUGUGGCCUAAUUUGGUCAUUCAGGAUGCUUGAAGAGGAGGUGGACCUUUGAAUCUGAGUGAAUGUCAAGACUGUGGUACUCUUUUCGUAUACGCGCCCUAGCUAUUACAAGGUGUUCAUUCGAAGUACACUUCUGGCAAUUUAGUUAGUCACCCGUAUGAAAUUCAGGCUAGAUUAAGCGGUAGAAAAUAUGUUGACAGUAAGAUGUGACAUGUUACACAUGUUGGACAGUACACAAUGACUCAGCCAGAGUGCAUGGGCAUUGUGCAAAUAGGCUUAAGCUACUUGGAUGCUUCAAGUUCCCGUUGACGGGAUGAUGUGUUUUGUGAUACUUCAUGAGCAGAGGGCUGUGCUUUGGCUUUCUGCUCCGUCACUGUGGCAAGCAACUGUUGCUGCCUAGAAUCAUUGCACACAAUUAAAUGUUGGUGUGAAUGUCGAAUGAGUAACCAUUGUUUGGUGUGCCACAUCUACCAUUUGCAUGCAUAGCAUGUUACUGAUAGUAACAAACUUUGGAUCAUCCACAUUAUGUAGUGUUACCAUCCCUUGGAAUCAUGGAAAGGUUGUCAGAUUUGCCAUGUUUUCAGUGUAAGUGAAAAGCCUUUUUUCAACCGUUUCGGAUGAAUCUGUGCAGUUACAUAACGUGCAAGUUAUUUUUUUUUGUCAUAACUGAAGGCUUCGUUGUGGAUUGAAAUGUCUGAUAAUUGUGUGCAUUAAAUCUUGCCCUAAACAAAUGGAAAA